AUGGCUGCAAGAACCAUCGUCAUUGACCACGGCUCUGGCUUUCUGAAGGCUGGCUUUUCGGGGUUCAAUGAGCCCCAGAUGGUCUUCCCGAGCAUCGUGAACUACAUCCCUUGCAGGGAGAACCCCGGCCCCAGCUACGCCCGGCGGCGCGUGAGCCUAGGCAUCGAUCUUUGCCGUCCCGACACCUUUAGCUACCCCAUCCACCGGGGCCGUGUCCUCAACUGGGAGGGUGUGGAGCACAUCUGGUCAUUUGUCCUAGAGAAACACAGGCUGGAGAAUGAGAACUCCCCUGUGAUGGUCACAGAGUUCCCCCUGAAGGAGCCUGCGGACCGUCAGAAGACCCUGGAGAUUAUGUUUGAGUUACUGGAUGUCCCGUCCAUCUUCCUGGCUGACCAGCUGGAGAUGUCCCUGUAUGCCUCUGGCCUCCUGACCGGCGUGGUGGUAGAUUCAGGCUACGGCCUGACCCGCGUGCAGCCUUUCCAUCUGGGCUGCCCCUUACGGUCCAGUGCUAAGAUGCUGGAGUUUGCAGGCCAGGAUCUGUCGGCCUAUCUCUUCAAGAGCCUUUUUAAGGAAGAUUACAAUCGACACAACCUGUUUCAGCUGGAUACGGUGGCCACCACUCAGAUGACCAAGUGCUACGUGCCGCAGAAUCUGGGGGAGUCACUGGACUUUUAUCAGAGCCUUCCAAGAGGCUCCGAUGAGAAUAAUGCCUAUCAGCUCCCGGAUGGCAACCGUGUGGAGCUGACCCCCAUGCAGCGGCUGGCUCCUGAGAUGUUCUUCAGCCCUGAGGUGUUCGACCUGCAAGGGCCCAGCAUCUCCCAGGCCGUCCUGGAUUCCAUCGAGACCUGCGACGCCUCCAUGCACCCGCUGCUCGUCUCCCACCUGAUGGCCUGCGGGGGCAACACCCUCUAUCCUGGCUUCACCAAGCGUCUGUACAGGCUGAUCGCUGAUCAUUUCUCCUCCACCAAGACCACCAUGUGGGUGGGUUCCAACAGGAACUUUAGUGUCUGGCUGGGAGCGUCUGUAGUGGCUCAUCUGUCGACUUACAAGUCUAAGUGGAUGACCAGAGAGGAGUAUGAUGAGAGUUUCAAGAUGUGA
This is a messenger RNA of Globicephala melas (long-finned pilot whale), 1098 nucleotides long. It is a transcript of the gene ACTL8, whose product is annotated as actin like 8. Lineage: Eukaryota; Metazoa; Chordata; Mammalia; Artiodactyla; Delphinidae. The record is from RefSeq and is a predicted model, not a curated record.